Melampsora larici-populina 98AG31 is the source of this 909-nucleotide messenger RNA. RefSeq lists its product as uncharacterized. The record is from RefSeq and is a predicted model, not a curated record. The coding region runs from base 1 to 909 and encodes 302 amino acids. The transcript is spliced from 4 exons. NCBI's taxonomy places the organism in Eukaryota, Fungi, Basidiomycota, Pucciniomycetes, Pucciniales, Melampsoraceae.
AUGCUAAACUUGAUCAAUAUUUCAGCUGUGAGAGAAAACAAAGGUCCAACUGAUCCACACAAUGGGGAGACGUUGGGGCUUCUGUUGACCAGACCGGGACCCACCCGAUGGCUAAUUCCUAGCUCCCGAGGCCGGGUCGGACUCGUCUGGCUUCCAGGACGUGUCGGCUACCGCAUAUCCGGAUGCUGGGGCCGGGAAUUUCAACUUACUUCAUCUUCAAUUAGUUUAUCAAUCUUAGAAUCAAUCUUAAUCUUUUAUUUUUCAUUUCGUUUGAAAUCUAAUUCAAGUUGGUCUUUAAUUUAUUUUUUAUCGCUAACUUUAACGCUUUUAAAAUUACCACUUUAUCGACUUAUUCUUAGAUCUCAUCUACAAACUGAUCUCGAUUUGGCUAAUCAUAGAGCUAAUUUGAAUGAUUACUUUCUCUUAGAAAAGUCAAAGAUUACCAAUAAUAAACUUUUACCUGCACCAAGAAUGUUAAUCAUUCAACUUUCAAGUAUGAUCUCAGUGACGAUGCCGAUUUGGUUGAUGAGUUCAUUUUCAAUUGGUUCGACUUGGAUUUUGAUCUUGAUCUUAUCAAUCUUACAAUAUUUGAUCAAAUUACCUAUCAGUUUCAAAACUGUUCAAACCAUGAUCAGUUUGGUUAUGAUUAGGUUGGUUGGAUCGAAUCUGAUUUUGAAUUAUUUAAUUAAAGAUAGUAGAAAAAGGGACAUAAUUGAAGAUGUUAUUGAAGAUGUUAUUGAAGAUAUCAGAGAAAUGGAACAGAUUGAUGAUCUUGCAUUGAUUAAGGAUGCUAGAGAAACAGAAAAGGUUGAUAGCAUAGAUGGAAUCGAAGCUAUCAGCGAAAAAGACAAGAUUGAAGGGAUUGAUGGAAUUGAUUUAAAUCAAGAUCUUCAAGGGAAAACAGAUUAA